Molecule: messenger RNA, 414 nt
Organism: Scutellospora calospora
Lineage: Eukaryota; Fungi; Glomeromycota; Glomeromycetes; Diversisporales; Gigasporaceae
Source: the annotation of a GenBank genome assembly
AUGGCUGAACUUAAUAAUAUUCAAUUUGAGAACGAACAAACAAUUCAUCAAGACUCUACAAUUCGAAGUAAUCUUAAGAGAAAACAACCUAAUCAAAAAAAUAAAUCUAAUAAAAGAAAAACUCAAAAACAUGAAAUUUGGAAUCAUGUUAUAGAAAACUUAGAUAAAAAAUUAGUUUCAUAUAUAAUUUGUAGUCAAUCAUAUAAUUCACAAUCAAGUUCAUUAGUUGUAAAUUUAAAAAAUUAUUUUGAAAGACUUCAUAAAGAAACUUAUAUCGAAAUUUUGAAUAAAGAAUUAACUCGAAAAAAUAAUCAAAAUUUAACUAAAAAUCAAACUAACAAUCAACAAGAAACAGAAAUUAAUGAGCCAAGAAAAAAUAUUCAACAAGAAACAGAAAUUGAAACAUUAUUUUGA